Clonostachys byssicola is the source of this 318-nucleotide messenger RNA. The record is from the annotation of a GenBank genome assembly. NCBI's taxonomy places the organism in Eukaryota, Fungi, Ascomycota, Sordariomycetes, Hypocreales, Bionectriaceae.
AUGGACCACUCAAACGACCAAACCCACGACAACCCCUUCAGUGGUUCUACAAACCCCUUUGACGGCACUGCCGUCGGCUCUCCUCCUCUAGCCAAUGAGUCGCCUAUUGCCGCCGGUAUGAAGAAGGACCGACGAAUGAGUGAUGAAUGGGAUGCUGCCAAGACUGUCCCUAGCCAAUUCCAAAAGCGCAAGGGCUCAAUCUAUGCCACCCCCAGCUCGCGCGAUGGCCACAUCGACAGGAAUCGCCAGGAGAAGUACUAUGAAAAGAUUGCCGAGAAGUACAGUCAUGUCAAGAAUGCUCUCGACAACCGACGAUGA